Molecule: messenger RNA, 3012 nt
Organism: Zygotorulaspora mrakii
Lineage: Eukaryota; Fungi; Ascomycota; Saccharomycetes; Saccharomycetales; Saccharomycetaceae
Gene: YCG1
Product: condensin subunit YCG1
Exons: 1
Coding region: 1-3012 (1003 amino acids)
Biological process (GO): mitotic chromosome condensation
Cellular component (GO): condensin complex; condensed chromosome
Source: RefSeq, a predicted model, not a curated record
AUGGUAUUUCAAGACAGCAAUGCUGAUGAAGAUGUAAACACCAGAAUCUUCCAUUCCAUUGCUGAUGUAUUUCAGAAAGCACAGGUCACUUAUGCUGGACAUAGGAAGCAUGUUGCUGUUUUAAAGAAGAUUCAGGAGAAGGCGGUAUCCCAAGGAUACGAGGCAGCUUUUAAUUAUUGGUUUAAUGCAGUAGUAUCAAAGGUAUUGCCAUUGAGGAAAAACGAAGUGAUAGGGGAUAGGAUUGUUAAACUAGUUGCAGCAUUUAUUGCAUCUCGAGAGCGUGAUUUGAAUAGGGACGAGGCAGAUAUGAAACAGGAGGAGACCUCAGAAGCGGAGGAUGUAUUUAUGAGAUUUAUGGAUCAAUUUAUAAGGCAUAUUCUCAGAGGGAUCGAGAGCAAGGAUAAAAAUGUGCGAUACAGAGUAGUACACUUUUUGGCAAUGAUAAUGGAUAAUAUAGGCGAACUCGAUGAGUCGCUUUACAACACCUUAGUGUGGUCAUUGAAGAAAAGAAUCUACGAUAAGGAGGCAAAUGUACGAAUGCAGGUAGUCUUUUGUCUGACAAAAUUUCAAGAUGACGAAACCAUUGAAGAUGAUAAUAACACAAAGGAUGCUACAAAAAUGCUGAUCUCAUUGGUCCAAAAUGAUCCAUCAGCAGAGGUACGUCGCGCCGCAAUGUUAAAUCUGGUUGUGAACUCAAAAACUUUAUCAUUCAUCUUGGAAAGGGCGAGGGAUACGAAUCAGGUGAACAGACGUCUUGUGUAUACGAGGGUACUGAAAUCUUUGGGGAAACAAUGUUUUGAUCAUGUGAACUCUGAGAUAAUCGAUCAGCUUGUUAAAUGGGGUCUAGAAGACAGAGAACCUCUUGUGAGAACAGCUUGCUCAAAACUCAUAUCACACGAUUGGCUUAAUCUGCUUGGUGGUGAUCUGAUAGGGUUUUUGGAGAAAUUGAAUGUGACUGAGUCUCAAGUUUCCGUCGAAGCAAUGGAAUGCCUUUUCAAUACAAGAUCAGAUAUAAUACCUAAAGUAACUUUUCCUCAAGAGAUUUGGCUAGAAUUGACUGUUGAAAUUUCAUUUCUAUCCAGGUGCUUUUACCAUCAUUGUGUACAAAAUCAAUUGAAUGAAAUAAUCGAAAAAAACUUCCCUGAAGCUUCGAAGUGGGCUAAUUAUUUAAAUCAUUAUAUUAAACAAAGGUUCAGUAAUGAGGCCAAUGAGGUAUUAUCGGACGCGGAUAAAUACAAUCUAGAUUUCAUUAUCAAGCAAUUACUAGUAAUAGGAAACGACUACGACUUCAGUGAUGAGAUUGGAAGAAGAGCGAUGCUGAAUGUUGUCCGAAAUAUGCUUGGUAUCUUCGAACUGUCAGAAUCGCUUGUUGAUAUAGGCCUGCAAGUUUUGAAAAGUUUAUCUAUUAAUGAAAAAGACUUCGUUACCAUGGCAAUAGAAAUAAUUAAUGAUAUUCGUGAUGACGAUAUAGAGAGACAAGAGCAAGAGGAGGCAAUCCUUAGGAAAGACAGGAUUGACAGUGAUGAUGACAAUGAUGAUGACAUCGAGUCUUUUCGAAGGGCUGUAGAAAGUAGAGUAAGUGGAAAAAGCCCGCCUGAAGGGGAUAUUUUAAAGAAUCUACCACCACCAAAGGAAGCAGGGGCAGAAACAAUCGUCGUUUGCUUAACGAGGUCUUCCCAUAUGCUUAAACUGAUAAAAAUGCCACUUGAACAAAACAUACUCAUCACUUCUCUCAUCGAUACUUUGAUAACACCUGCCGUUAGAAAUAAUGAUUCCAAAAUCCGAGAGCUUGGUGUCAAUAACUUGGGACUUUGUUGCUUGUUGGAUCUGCAUCUGGCCACUGAAAAUAUGUACAUUUUUGGAAUGUGUGUAUCAAAAGGUAAUAGUGCAUUGAAGCAAAUUGCCUUGAAGGUAAUCAUUGACAUUUUUUCUCUUUAUGGACUGGAAGUCGUUAAUGGGGAAGGAAAAGUCGAUUCAAUCUCAUUGCACAAAAUUUUUUACAAGGUACUGAAAAACUAUGAUUCGCCAGAGUGUCAGGUAGUUGCUGCAGAAGGUUUAUGCAAACUUUUUUUAGCUGAUGUAUUCACAGAUGAUGAUCUUUUUGAAACACUUGUCUUAUCAUACUUUUCUCCUGUGAAUUCCUCGAAUGAAGCUCUAAUCCAAUCGUUUGCCUUUUGUAUACCUGUUUACUGCUUUUCGCAUGUCAAUCAUCAAAAAAGACUUGCCAGAAUUGCUGCAGACGUUCUGUUAAGAUUGUGCAUGUUAUGGGAAGACCUGCAAGUAUCAGAUGACUCAGAGAAGGAUCACAAUGCAAUGUUGAAACCUAACAUUAUCUUACAACAAUUGAUACGUUGGAUUGAUCCGAGAAAUCUCAUUAACCAAAAAGAAGACGAGAUCGCUAAAAAUUCUGUGCAACUCGAUUUUCUGCUCGAUUUCGUUCAAAUUCUGCCAAGAAUUGAUAAAAAGGAAACAAGAAAACUUCUCCUCACAAAUAUCAAUACUGUGUUCAUUACGGCCGAACAGGAAUAUCAUAAACUUAAAAAAUUAACAGAAUAUAUUGAAGACCUAAUUGAAAGUGAAACGCUCGAUACUGUCAGUCGUAAUGCAUUGCAAAAGUUUAAUGAGAAUUUAAUUAAAAUCCUGGAUGCGGCCUAUGAAAAGGAAUUACAUAGAGGGGAAAAUGAGUCAACUGCACAUGAGGAUAGGUUUUAUCAACUUCUUGAAGCGCCUGGCACUGACAGCGAUCGUAGUGUAUCGAUAAGUGAGGAAAAUGCCGCAAAUGGAAGUGGUAAAACAAAUGGUGAAGAUCAAGUACCCUACGAUAGCACAAAAAAGAGAAGAAGGCCUGAGAACGAUGGUGAAAGUACUUUUUUCAAUGAUGGCAUCCCCUAUACUAAGGAGUCAGUGGACGUGAAUAUGAUCGCAAAGUCAAAUAAUGAAUCUAAGAAUGUAGGCUUCGCAUUACCGGAAGCAGAUGAGCAAAGCGACGAUGCUAUGUCUAUAGAUAUUUAA